Molecule: messenger RNA, 1266 nt
Organism: Candida dubliniensis CD36
Lineage: Eukaryota; Fungi; Ascomycota; Pichiomycetes; Serinales; Debaryomycetaceae
Gene: AFP99
Product: Afp99p
Exons: 1
Coding region: 1-1266 (421 amino acids)
Molecular function (GO): agmatinase activity; metal ion binding
Source: RefSeq, a predicted model, not a curated record
AUGAAGUUUCACAUUUUUGCUUUACUUGCAUGUGUAUCAUCACAAGCCAUUUUCAAAUCACCAUCACUUCUAGAUCAGUUAUAUGGAGAAUUACAUGGGAGAACAAACACUGCUCCAAACUUGCAAAUACAAGCAGAUGAUCCUAAUCAGAUGACAGUACAAAAGGUUUUAUCAAUGAGAUCCAAAUUGAAGUUGCCUGAUAAAGAUGAUACUUCCGAUAUUGCUGUUGAUCAAAACAUGUUUGGUGGAAUCUUGACUUAUGCCCAUUUCAAUCAUUUUAAUUGUUUCAUCUCUAACGAAAAUAAUGAAUUUGAUAAGCACUCCACCUUAGAUCAACAAACAACCAGGAACAUUGAUGUUGCGAUUGUUGGGGCACCAUUUGAUACCGGGACAUCCUAUCGCCCCGGAGCCAGAUUCGGACCCGAAUCAAUCAGAAGUAAUGCUAGACGUUUAGGAAGUGCUUGGAAGUCAACCAAGAAGAGAUUCAAUUACCCAGUUGACCCUUAUGAUGAAACUACUCAUAAUUAUUCCAUUAUAGAUUGUGGUGACGUGGCUAUGACUCCAUUUGAUAAUCGUAUCGCUUUAAAUCAAUUGUAUCGUGGGCAUAGAAGCAUUUCUAAACAUCAAGGGAAUGUCAAUCAACAUCCCAAAAUCAUCACAUUGGGAGGUGAUCAUACUAUAACCAUAAUGGCAAUAAAAAAUGUUUAUGAACAAUUAGGAAGAAAAAUUAGAGUAUUUCAUUUUGAUUCACAUAUUGAUACUUGGGAUCCCAAGAAAUUGGGUGGUGGAAUCACUGAUUAUAUGUCAUUAAAUCAUGGAACAUUCUUACAUUAUGCCACCGAAUUAGGGUAUAUUGAAACAAAAGGUAAUUAUCACAUCGGGAUAAGGGCACCAUAUAUUGAUGCUAAUUACGACAAGCAACACGAUGCUGAUUGUGGAUUCCAUAUUAUCCAAGCUAACGAUAUUGACAAGAUUGGAGUUCAAGGAAUCAUUGAUGAAUUGACAAAGGACCCAGAUAUCCCAACUUAUAUAUCGGUUGAUAUUGAUGUAUUGGACCCAGCCUAUGCCCCAGGAACAGGAACAAUGGAGGUAGGUGGAUUUACCACCAGAGAAUUGUUGGCCAUUUUAGAUGGGUUGAAAAAUAAGGUUAACGUGAUUGGUGGUGAUGUUGUGGAAGUGAGUCCCCCAUAUGAUACAAAUAGUGAAAUCACAAGUUUGGCAGCCACCAGUGUUGUUGAUUCAUUGUUGAAGUUAAUGAUUGUCUAA